CUUGUUUUUUCGUCUGCUACUACCGUGACACGGUGAACGACAGAAGAAGUUGUGGAAUGAUAUAAAUACCGUAACUACGUUCCGUUGAAUAAUAACAAAGCUAAUCUGCCAAAUUUCAAGUCAAGAUUAGUUUCAUUGUGAUACAAGAUGUCAAGAUCUGAAAGCGACGAUGAUGAGUUUGAGAGUGCGGAUGAAGGUGACGAGUCUACAGAUGAAAGUUGCAGUGUAGAUUCAGAAGAAAAGGUGUUAGAAGAGCAACCUGAAUGUAUGAAUGAGAAGGAAGAAAUAAAGCAAGAUAUAGUUGAUGACAAAUGUGACACUCCUCCUGCAAUAAUUGAAGCCGCAAAGCAUUCCGAGAAUUUAGCAAUUCAGGUUAACUGCCCUGAUAGUUUAAAAGAAUUACCGAAGAGUAAAGAGGUGCAAACAGCUUCAGUUUCCUCUGCAGUAGAUGUAAUAGUAAACAGUGACAUUCCAAAUGCAGGAAGCUUAUCUGAAAAGAAAUUCACUGAGGAUGCAAAAAUUAAUCAACAAAAGGAAAUAAUCCCAUCUUCUGAGUUAUUACCAAGUGAAAUAAUUGCUACAACAGAUCCUGAGAUAGAAUCUGUUAAUGAAACUGCCGUUUCUUCUGAACUACUUAGGGAGAAUGUCAUAGAAGUGCCACCUGAGAUAGCCAACAAGCUUUCAACCACUAGGACUAUCCCUAGUCGAGGGAAAACUAGAUCAAAACCCAGCCUAGGAGCAAAAAAGCUAGGUCUAGGUGCAGUAAAACUUAACCAAACACCUGAAUCUCUAAUCCCUGCUUUAGCAAAACUUGAUUCCAAAGAGACUUCUGAAGGUGGUGACUACAAGAAGACACCUGAACUGUUGGCUAGUUCUUCUAGUCAGAGUCAGAGUGAUGAUGGUGGAUGGGGUUGGUUUGCUCCUCCGAAGUCACUUAUGUCAUCGGUUUCCUCGAUUACAAAUACAAUUCUUUCAACAGUGGAGAACGGUCUUAACAUUCCCGAACCCGAAGAUUUAGCCAAAGAAGAAAUGCUAUAUGCCGACGAGAAGCAUGUUGAAGUCAAAGAACACCCACAACCCAAACAACCAGAGCCAAAACAGCCCGGAGAAGACAAGCCUGCUGGUUUCACGCAACUUUUUGGAGUCAGCAACAUUACUAAAUUCGUUGAGAGCACUGGUAGUAGUAUUUUCUCUACCGGAUUGGAUACUCUUGAACUUUUGGGCAAGAAAACUAUUAACGUUCUACAGCAAUCAGAUCCGGGGUUGAAACGAACGAAAGCUGUGCUUGCCAAUCCGCUGCAUGGUUCACAAGAUCGCCCGUGUCUUUCACAGAUAUUAAGAGAAGCAAAAGAAAAGGAUGAAAUAACAAAACCUGAAUCAGCGCAAGCGACAGCUUCUACGCAGUCAGUGAUACCGACACUCACAAGUUUGUUUGAACUUCAUAAUGGAAUAGUACACCUGGAAGCCUUAGAAAUGCUCUCUCAGCAAUGCCAAACCCGUUUCGCUCCCCAAAUCCGUCGCCUGGCUUCACAACAAAAAGCAGCCGUGGAUGAGAUAGCUUUGCUUUGCUCUAAAACAGAUGACCCCGAAGAUAAUGAUUGCUCGGACUCAGAUAUGAUUGAUCUACAAGCUCUUGAACAGAAUCUAUCUAGUUACUUUGAUAGAAUAAGUCUCGAGGUUUCGUUGAAGAAGAUAAUGAAUGCAUUUCGGGAAGGAAUUUCGGACUCUGAAGAUGUCGAUCCUUCAGAACUAUAUCGACGUGCUUUGAACUCUUUGGCCUUGGUUACUUCAUUGGCUGUUGAAAUUUUUCAUAAAGGCGCAGAACUUACGCUGAUGGCAAAUAAAUCGCCUAAUCCUGUGGCGGGUGCACGACUGGAAGCUGAAACUUUCCAUAGCGUAACAACUCUAUUGGCAGCAGAGAUAUCGAAAUUAGGUAGUCAUCACGCCAAUCAAAUUAUUCGGGCGAAAACCAGUGACCAAAGGAAUUAUUCGACUGAUAUUUACUACGAAGCCUCAAAUUGCCGCUCCUACUUAGAGAAUGCCUUGAAGUUGAUGAUCCCUGUUUUACAGUCACGCGUUUUUUAAAUAUUGUUCACUCUAACGCUACGACUACCAAGGUUUCUACUAGUUGCAAAAAAUCUGAACCAAAUUCUAAAUUCCGUUUUUUUUUGUGCUGCUAAACAUGGUCGAUAAAUGCCUUAAAUGGCAAAAACAUUUAAUUUGGGUGAGUUAAAAUACAAUGGUCUAAAAAGAA
Molecule: messenger RNA, 2254 nt
Organism: Daphnia pulex (common water flea)
Lineage: Eukaryota; Metazoa; Arthropoda; Branchiopoda; Diplostraca; Daphniidae
Product: protein FAM114A2-like
Exons: 8
Coding region: 148-2085 (645 amino acids)
Source: RefSeq, a predicted model, not a curated record